Messenger RNA from Spea bombifrons (plains spadefoot toad), 849 nucleotides. RefSeq names its product dolichyl-phosphate mannosyltransferase subunit 3, regulatory (gene DPM3). The record is from RefSeq and is a predicted model, not a curated record. The coding region runs from base 50 to 328 and encodes 92 amino acids. NCBI's taxonomy places the organism in Eukaryota, Metazoa, Chordata, Amphibia, Anura, Pelobatidae. Gene Ontology annotation, biological process: GPI anchor biosynthetic process. The transcript has a single exon. Gene Ontology annotation, cellular component: dolichol-phosphate-mannose synthase complex; endoplasmic reticulum membrane.
ACGCCCCCCCGCAGUGACGCCCCCCGCAGUGACGCCCCCGCCGUCAGACAUGACCAAGCUGGCUCAGUGGCUGCUGGGGCUGGUGCUUCUUGGAACGGCCUGGGGUGCUCUGACCUUUGACCUUUUGGGCCUGAAGAUCCCGGCGCCCUGUUGGCAGGUCGUUUGGCCUUUCCCGGUCUAUCUGCUCGUGGCUUUCGGCUGCUACUCGUUGGCAACCAUAGGAUACAGAGUGGCGACGUUUAACGACUGCGAGACCGCCGCGCAUGAACUGCAGGAGCAGAUUAAAGAGGCAAAGAAAGACUUAUCCCGCAAGGGGUUAAAAUUCUGAUUAGCAGCAUGUCCAGCAAUCUGACCGGGGGCAGUCUGACUGCGUGAAGGGGUGUGCGGACAGGGCCUCCUCAUUAAGGAAGUUCUUUGGAUGUGCCCCCCCUGGCAGGGGGUAGAUACGGUUGUUUGCCCUGUGUUAUCAGCAGGGGGGGCCGCGGGGUGGGAACCUGCUGGAGCCGCUUUUCCCAGAUAGAAUGUAAAUAUGGUGUAGGUCACCGGUCAGAAGCUCGCGGCAGAUCUCGGGGUGCACGGCCCUGUCCCCCCUCGCACCUCUCCCGGGGGGGGCGCUUUGCGUGCGGAGUGCGGAGCCGCCACAUUCCUUGUAUUGUUAUAUGAUGGCUCUGUUUACGCCGCGUGUGCAUAGCGUGUGCAUUGUGCGGGUUUCGGGGUAUGGCAGUCGUCCCUGCACCUGUGCGUUCUGCUGUCGCCUGUCUGUAUAGAGGUCGCUCCGCCGGAGGGAACAAUGGCUGCUGAUUAUGGGCUUUUUGCAGAAAAAAAUAAAUAAAAUUCUUUAACGCCAAA